Messenger RNA from Stegodyphus dumicola, 1418 nucleotides. RefSeq names its product protein ALP1-like. Lineage: Eukaryota; Metazoa; Arthropoda; Arachnida; Araneae; Eresidae. The record is from RefSeq and is a predicted model, not a curated record.
AUCUUCACAGAAGGCUGAAAUCAUUUCUAAUUAUGGAGUUUAUGUUAUUUUUGUUAAUAACAUGCGAUUAAUCGCUAAAAGUGUUAAUUGUUAGAAAUAGUAAGAUUAUACUUCAAGCAAUUUUUCAAGACAACAAAAUUAUUUUCUCUUACUUUGGCUAAUCAUUUUAGCACAAUAUAAACUAUUUCGUAUUUGUUUUUAUAUUAAUUAGAUAAUUAAAUAUAGUUCUGAUGUUCAAUUUACUCAUAAGUAUAAUAUUAUUGAAUUUACAUGUAGGGAGAACAAUAUGAUCAUCUUCUACAUUUACUGCAAGAUAAACUACAGAAGCAAGAAACACGUUUUAGGAAAUCAAUUUCAGCAUCUGAGAGACUUGCCAUCUGUUUAAGAUUUCUAGCAUCUGGAACUAAUUAUACAGACCUGGCAUACACUUUCCGUGUUUCUAAAUCUUCAGUUUCACAUAUUAUUCGAGAGACCUGUGAUGUCAUAUGGCAAGUCUUACAGCCACUGGUUAUGGCUAUACCAGCAUCAUCAGAUGAAUGGGCUGUAAUAGCAGAAGGUUUUGAAUAUAAAUGGAAUUUUCCCAACUGUGUUGGUGCAAUCGAUGGUAAGCAUAUCAGAAUAUAAGCUCCACCGUCAGCUGAAUCAACAUAUUAUAAUUAUAAGGGCUAUAACAGCAUAGUCCUAAUGGCAGUGGCAGAUGCUAGUUACACUUUCCUUUAUGUUGAUUCAGGCAACUAUGGACGCAUCAGUGAUGGUGGAAUUUUCAGUAACUGUUCACUAGGUAAAGCUUUGGUUAGUGAAACUUUGUUUUCAUUUCCAAAUCCAACACCAUUAUUAAAUAGUGAUCGAGUUUUGCCUUUUGUAUUUGUUGGAGAUGAGGCUUUUCCACUCAGGAAAAAUAUUUUACGCCCUUAUCCUGGCAAAUUUCUGUCGAAUGAAAGAAAAAUUUUUAAUUACAGACUUUCUCGAGCAAGGAGGUGCGUUGAAAAUGCUUUCGGCAUAUUGGCGUCUAGGUGGAGAGUACUUCGUACUGAAAUUGCCCUGAACCCAGAGCAUGCUAAUAAAGUAGUUUUGGCAUGCUGUUGCCUUCAUAAUUACUUAAUGAAAAAUGAGUUGGGAAAGGCAGCUAAGAAAUACUGUCUAGUGAACUUUGCUGAUUCUCUUCUUUCAAAUGCCACCAUUAAAGAAGGUAUGUGGAGAACAGAAGAAUUUACAUGGCAACCUCUUGGCCGUCUAGGGGCCAAUAAUUCAUCCCGUGCUGCAUCUGCAGUUCGAGAUAAUUUUUGUGAAUAUUUUUCUGCAGAAGGAGCAGUACCAUGGCAAGAAAGGAAAGCAUUUAUUGUGUAAAUUUAUUUUUUGAAAAUAUUUAUGAAAUAUGUAAAUAAAACAAUAAAACAACUGAUUAGUGUUAUGUACAA